GAUAAUUUCGGUAGUUGUAAAACAGAAAAUGGAGUCCGGAACUUGAGUGAAAAUCAUAGUAAUAAGAGCAUAAAAUACUGUUUUACCUUACUUCUGAUCAAGAGUUAGGUUUUAUCGAGAUCACAAAUCGAGGGGAUGGCUUCAGCAUCGCGGAAAAACCAAUUCAAAGUGGUUUUGCUAGGGGAGGGCUGCGUUGGGAAGACCUCCCUUAUGCUCCGAUACGUACAAGACAAGUUUAACGAUAAGCAUUUAACAACCCUGCAAGCGUCAUUCUUAAAUAAAAGAUUAAAUAUAGAUGGUCAAAGAGUGAACAUUGCAAUAUGGGACACAGCAGGUCAAGAAAGAUUUCAUGCUUUAGGACCAAUUUACUACAGAGAUAGUAAUGGUGCAAUUCUAGUUUAUGAUAUAACAGAUGAAGAUUCCUUUUUCAAGGUGAAAAAUUGGGUCAAGGAACUAAAGAAAAUGUUAGGGGAAGAUAUUGCACUCUGCAUUGCAGGAAACAAAAUUGACCUUGAAAAAGACAGACAUGUGGAGGCGUCAGAGGCAGAAGCGUAUGCUAAGACAGUAGGGGCAAAGCACUUCCAUACAUCAGCAAAACUUAACAAAGGUGUAGAAGAAAUGUUCUUUGAGCUUGCAAAACAGAUGUUGGAGAGACAAGAAAAAAGUGAGGGCAAUCGUGAUGGAAUACCUGACAAAGGGACUAGCAGGCGGAAGAAUGUGGUUAUAGUUGAUGAACAACCCCAGCGACAGAGCAGUGGCGGCUGUUGUGGUGGAGGGGGAUCAUAGAGCUUAUUAUGUGCAAACUGUGGUUGCAAAAUCAAUAAGUAUUCUUCCUUGUCUCUGUAAUAUAGAGCUUUAGGUAAAGUAAAGGUUAGUUUAUAAACAGUUGAUAGUGAGGGGGUAAUGUUUUGCAAGGAGGAAGUGGUCUGAAGUCAUGUUUGAUAGUCCUGAAAACUACAGAUCUUUACAAUGUGUAGUGUGGAAUUGAAUGAAUUAGUUCAGUAUUCCUUACAUCAAUUAUUUUCUCUCUCUCAGUACCAAUUGCCUGUCACUUCUAUUAAAGCUGGUAAUUAGACUUUAGCAAUGUUCCUAUGUAUGUGGCAUUUGAGUACUGUACUAUAGAUGCAGGUGUAAAUUGAUGAAAAAUAAAUAUUAACCAGUGUGAACUAAUGUAGUUCUUGAGGGGUUGAAGAAUUAGACUGAAAAGCUGUCUGUUGGCCUGUUUACUGAAAUGAUCAAAGUUGUCUAAUACAUGUAUCUGGCUCUUUUUAAAAGUGAAAAGGAAAGAUGACCACCUGAGUGUUGUGAUAUGUCACCAUGAAAUAAUUUGAGGAUGUAUGACCCAAAGAAGUGCAUUUAUCUUAUUUUAGCUUUAUGGACUCACUUAUUUAAAUAAAAGUGAUUAUCAUUGUGACAAUAUUCUUAGCUUUGUUUAAAAUGCAAUGUUAGGACAAUCUUUUUUUUAGAGCCAUGUAACUUAUGGUAACUCAAAUGACAUACCAUAAUUUUGGUUUUGAUAACAAGUGAUAAGCCUGCAGUUGUAGCCUCCAUGUCACUUUUGAGGUCUCAUGCAUUCAUAACAAAAGACCACAUUAACAUGAUUGGGCGAGGUUCAGUUGCAUGUAUUGCACAAUUAAAAGAUAUUAUGCCAAAUACAGCUGAGUUAUCAGAGGUCAGACCAGAUCUGGAUUGAAAAGGUCCUUUUGUGAAAUAUUUGAAUUCAAAGCACAGACAUCUCUCCUUAUGACUGUAUGUGAUGCCACGAUGUUUAGAAUGUGGUCAAUGAGGGCUGUCAAUGAGGGCUGCAACCUGUAACACCUGUUGCAAAAUUACAGGUAAAGAAGUCAAUUGCUGUCAGGUCACACAUGGCCAAAUUUUACACUGCUAUGGGUGAUGAUAAUCCUUCAGAACUUAUUGCUAGUCCUGCUUGCUGUCUGGCAAGAGUCUCUCUAAUUGUUGUUUUACUUGGUAAAUGUUUUCCAAGCUUAUAUGAGAGAUGUUUUUACUUUAUGAAAAAUGAAACUUAAAUAUUGGGUAAUGCUAGUUGUGCUACUUUUUAAUGCUGAAAAUGGAGUUUUUACCAAUGUAGUAACUGAGAAGUUAUUAUUAAGUUGCGUAUGCUAUCUGUGUUUAAGGAUUAUUACAUUGCUUGCUGUAAAAUCACCACAAUACUUUCUUUCCUUUUUAUAAUUUUUUUUUUUUAACUUAAGAGUCGUAAUCUAUGUUUAAUUACAACUUGCCGUUUCUAUUCAACUCAAAAACAUAGUUUUUUUUAAAUUAAAUUUUCAACUUAACUAA
Molecule: messenger RNA, 2298 nt
Organism: Stylophora pistillata
Lineage: Eukaryota; Metazoa; Cnidaria; Anthozoa; Scleractinia; Pocilloporidae
Product: ras-related protein Rab-21
Biological process (GO): Rab protein signal transduction
Molecular function (GO): GTPase activity; GTP binding
Source: RefSeq, a predicted model, not a curated record